AUGAAAUCCACUAUAUUUAUCCUUGUGAUUAUUUUCUUCUUCCCUUAAUUCAAAGCCUAAUGUGACAGUAAUCCUUCAUAUUGCAAAAACGAAGGUAUCUGCGGAGUAAAUGGGUUUUGUAUAUGCUAGAGCUUUUAUUAUGGAGACAGAUGUGAAAAUAAAGAUCCUGAAUCUGAGCAAGCAGUUUUAUUUUCAGAUGGAACCAAUUCUGGACUACUUUUUUUUUACUGUUUCCUUAUAAUGAUUCCUCUACCUUUCUGUUUAUAUCUUUGCAUCGCUAUAUGCAUAAAACUAUGUACUGAUGAAUUGUAUGAGCGUACUUGCGGAGAGACUGUGUCAGAUGCUUUUUGCUGUAAUGGAAAAUUUUGUAAUGAUGAUGAUAGUGAUUGUGAUUGUUGCUGA
Stylonychia lemnae is the source of this 402-nucleotide messenger RNA. Lineage: Eukaryota; Ciliophora; Spirotrichea; Sporadotrichida; Oxytrichidae. The record is from the annotation of a GenBank genome assembly.